AUGGAUGGCAUUGUGGGCACUGCGCCGCACGGCACCAUGUAUGUGCGAGCCUUAUACGACUACGACGCCGACGACAGAACCAGCCUCAGUUUUCACGAAGGCGAUGUCAUUCAGGUCAUCACUCAGCUGGAGAGUGGUUGGUGGGACGGUGUCAUCAAUGGCGUCCGCGGCUGGUUCCCAAGCAACUACUGCCAAAUCAUCGCCAGCCCAGAUGACCUCCCAGAACACGGCCACAACGGCCUCAUGGACCGCCUUGACGACGAGCCCGACGAACCCGAUGGCUUCGAUGAGAGCUUCGACCAAGACGACGAUUCCGAGGCAGAAGAUGCCUCAGCUUUGCUGCCGCAGGGCACCGACACCGGGGACAAAUCAAGAGCCGACUUCUGGAUUCCCCAGGCUACACCCGACGGUCGGCUCUUUUAUUAUAACAUGAUGACCGGCGAUAGGAGUAUGGAGCUGCCUCUGGAGUCACCCUCGUCUUCAGCCGAGACUGGCCCUGGAGAUCGGUCCAACGUUAACAUCCCAGACAAAACAAGACCACCACCCGAGAUGAUGGCGCGCGGGCUGACCCGAGAUGAGGACGAUGACUCGACAACCUCUGCCUCCGAAGCCGAAGGCGAGUCCCGAAUGUUUGCCUCCCGAGGUUUUUUGGGGAGAGAACGAGCCUCCACGAGCGGUGCCUUGUCACCUUCUACUUCCAUGGAUUCAAUAAAUGGCACAUCUCCUAACCGGCGGAAAAGAAACGACGGGCGCCACAACGGCAAACAAGGCCCUUCACAGCCUCCGAAUAUGGCCUCGGCCACUUCCUUUACGAGCACAACAUACAACCUGCCAACGACUGCAACUGUUCCGCGUUCCUUUUUCGACGACGGGUCUACACCCCCUUUGACGUGGAGCCUAUUAGUUUCCAACAUGAAACGUGCCAUCGACCGAUACCGCGAGGCAAUUACGAAAAAUCGCCGAUCAGAAUAUGUUGCUAGGGCUGAAGACAUCUCGGACCAUUUGCGACUGCUUCUCGCGGCCGGUUCCGGUACAACAGACAAUCACUCUGGCCAGCCGUCCAUUAUUUCUACCAACAAGGCGCUGUAUCCCCAUUUCCGAGACAUGAUGUCAAAGUUCUCAAAACUUGUUAUUUCGUCACAUAUUGCUGCGGCGGAUUGGCCAAACGCCGAGUCUGUACAAAAGUGCCUACAAGAAGCAGAUGGGGUUCUCCUUGGGGUCUUCAGUUAUGUUGAAGUAGCCCGACAACAACGCGGGGAAGAGAUACCCCGCCUAUUUCCUGGUUUCGUGAUUGGCAGCACCGUCGGAGGUGGCUGGCAGAACAAUGGUCUGGGGCCAAGAGAUCCCAUCACGGCCAAUUUUCUGGAGGAUGAAGAGGGCCUGGCAGAGCCGUCGGUAUUUUUGAACAGAAGAAUCCUCGAAAGAUUAGACGAACAGAAACGAAUCUUAGUGUCGAGCAUUCGCGAGCUUGACAAGAGCCUGAUCACACCCGAAAAGAUUAUAACGUCUCUCCGUCAUGAGAUUGUGGGGAAUAAUGUAUGCUCUGCAGGCGGCAAGGUUGUCGAAAUUUUCAAAAUGUGGAUCGCCAUGAUUGAGUCGAUUGAUCUUUCUCCGCUGGGAAACGGCUAUCAGUCCCCCCAGUUGGGUGAUUUUGGCAUCAACAAGCAAAGCUUGUACGACAAUAUCGCGGACUUGAUUCUUGGCUGUCAGGCGGUUGCUGGACCGUUGGCAGAUGAGUGGAACGAAGUGUGGGGCGAAUCUCUCGAAAACCGUCUGGAAUACGUGCGCCAGUGUGCUAGAACUUUGGAGGCGAAUUCAUCUCACAUUGUGUUCUCCUUGCAACUCCUUUCGGAGCAAGUUCAGGUAAACUCGCAGCUUCCACAGCACGCUGAAUCUCGUACGCGAGAACACUCUGGCUCGCGAACCAAGUUACAACGGGCUGAGGCCACGCCGUAUGAACGAUCGCAUCAGCGGUCGGAUUCGAGAUCUGCACUUAGCAGGCCACCCCUGAUAACGGCGCAACCCCUUGGUGAAGGUGACCCGGCGGCCAGCAACUUCAGAAAAGGAGACUAUUCCAAAGUCAAAAAGAUCUUUGGAGAGGAUCCUUCACCACAGGCCGGUAUGCAGGCUGGCGACGAUAUUCCCGACUUCUUACGGCUUGAUUAUGAAAAUGAUGUGUCAUGGGAUACCAAGACCGCGUCGCCUACGGUGAAGGGAGGUUCUCUCCUAGCGUUAGUUGAACAGCUCACCCGCCACGAUAAGUUAGACUCGAGUUUUAACAACACAUUUCUUCUUACCUAUCGGUCCUUUACCUCGGCGCGAGAGCUCUUCGAACUAUUAGUUGCACGGUUUGGCAUCCAGCCACCGGAUGGUCUCAGCCAAUCAGACUUCGAAUCCUGGCGUGACAGAAAGCAAAAGCUGAUUCGGUUUCGCGUCGUGAAUAUCCUCAAGAGCUGGUUUGACAAUUUUUGGAUGGAGGAGCACAACGAUGAGUCGAGGGCGUUGAUUCGCGACGUUUACACUUUUGCGAGAGACACCGUCAAAUCCACAGAAACCCCAGGUUCGGGUCCUUUGAUGGCUGUCCUGGACCAGCGGUUGAGUGGGAAAGAAGCCGGUGCUCGUCGAAUGAUUCAAACAUUGAAUCAAAGCACCCCAACACCCAUUAUUCCAAAAAAUAUGAAGAAAUUGAAGUUUCUGGAUGUUGACGUUACAGAGUUUGCUCGCCAGCUCACCAUUAUCGAGUCGAGGUUGUAUGGCAAGAUCAAGGCAGCAGAAUGCCUAAACAAGACCUGGCAAAAGAAAGUUGCGGAAGGGGAACCCGACCUCGCGCCCAACGUCAAGGCAUUGAUUCUCCAUUCCAAUCAAAUGACCAACUGGGUCGCGGAGAUGAUCCUUGCUCAGAUGGACGUGAAGAAACGAGUUGUUGUGAUCAAGCACUUCGUCGCCGUUGCCGAUAAAUGCCGGAGUCUAAACAACUUCUCUACGCUGACUUCCAUCAUCUCAGCCCUUGGAACGGCGCCGAUUGCUCGACUGAAGCGGACUUGGGAUCAAGUGCCCCAGCGAACACAAGGAGUCCUGGAAAAUAUGCGUCGAAUCAUGGCUAGUACCAAGAAUUUCGGCGAGUAUCGUGAGGCGCUUCAUGCAGCUAAUCCGCCGUGUAUCCCUUUCUUUGGUGUCUAUCUAACCGACCUCACUUUCAUUGAGGAUGGUAUUCCCUCCAUAAUCAAGAAGACGAACUUGAUCAACUUUGCAAAGCGCGCAAAGACUGCAGAAGUAAUCCGGGACAUUCAACAAUACCAAAAUGUGGGAUACUCUCUGCAGCCUGUCCCUGAGCUGCAAGAUUAUAUGUUGAGUAAUAUGCAAGCUGCUGGAGAUGUACAUGAGAUGUACGACAAGAGCUUGCAUGUAGAGCCAAGGGAGCGAGAAGACGAAAAGAUUGUGAGGUUUCGAGAAAAUUUGAUCAGUCUCGCCUACCAACCCAUUCUUCGCACAUCCUCCUGA
Messenger RNA from Metarhizium album ARSEF 1941, 3501 nucleotides. RefSeq names its product Ras guanine nucleotide exchange factor. The record is from RefSeq and is a predicted model, not a curated record. The transcript has 5 exons. The coding region runs from base 1 to 3501 and encodes 1166 amino acids. Gene Ontology annotation, molecular function: protein binding; guanyl-nucleotide exchange factor activity. NCBI's taxonomy places the organism in Eukaryota, Fungi, Ascomycota, Sordariomycetes, Hypocreales, Clavicipitaceae. Gene Ontology annotation, biological process: positive regulation of GTPase activity; Ras protein signal transduction. Gene Ontology annotation, cellular component: plasma membrane.